Molecule: messenger RNA, 441 nt
Organism: Penicillium expansum
Lineage: Eukaryota; Fungi; Ascomycota; Eurotiomycetes; Eurotiales; Aspergillaceae
Product: DUF504 domain-containing protein
Exons: 2
Coding region: 1-441 (146 amino acids)
Source: RefSeq, a predicted model, not a curated record
AUGGCUUCGAAUAACCCGAGCGAAACAGAUGCCAAUAUGACUACGGGACAAGAGGCAUCCCCAGUCCCAUCAGGGUCAACAAGCUCGCCUAAAAAGUCGCCUCAAAAGCGGGAUCAGCGAAGUGUUUCGCCUGAAUAUGACCCCAAGGCUGGCGAAAACAGACUACGCCCGGCUGGAGACAUCAUCAAUCGCAUUACUUGGGAUUCGGCGUUUGAACGCAGCAACUAUGUUAUUGGAUUCGUGGACCGAUUUGAAGGACAACUAGAAAUCAUCAUGGGUAGUUGGAAGAAGGAGACCACUGAUGAGGAAUUCAUUCCACAGCAUCGGGUGUUGUAUAUCAGACACACCAACGGGGAAAUUGUUUGGGACCGAAGGAGACGUAUUGACAAAAUCUUUUUGAGUGGAAACUCGGCGUUCAGCGAAUUGGCCUUUCUUGCUUGA